AUGGGUAUCAAACAGUUAUACCAUGUCAUCGCCGAAGAGGCUCCUGAUGCCAUCAAAACUGGUGAAAUCAAGAAUCACUUUGGUCGCAAAGUCGCAAUUGAUGCGUACGGCUUUGCCCAGUCAAUGUCCAUCUACAGUUUCCUCAUUGCCGUCAGAUCGGAAGGCCAGCAACUCAUGUCGGAUACGGGCGAGACCACUUCUCAUUUGAUGGGAAUGUUCUACAGAACGUUGCGCAUUGUGGACAAUGGCAUCAAACCACUCUACGUCUUUGAUGGUGCCCCUCCCAAAUUGAAGUCUGGAGAAUUGGCGAAGCGGUUUGCUCGGAAGAAUGAGGCCAACGAGCAGCACGAGGAGGCAAAAGAGACGGGUACCGCAGAAGAAGUAGAGAAAUUCUCUCGACGCACCGUCAGAGUGACCAGAGAACACAACGAAGAAUGCCGAAGAUUACUCAAGUUGAUGGGUAUCCCAUAUAUCAUCGCCCCCACUGAGGCCGAAGCUCAAUGUGCUGUUCUGGCACGAGCUGGCAAAGUUUAUGCUGCAGCCUCGGAGGAUAUGGAUACCUUGUGUUUCGAUGCGCCCAUCCUGCUCCGCCAUCUGACUUUCAGUGAACAGCGCAAGGAACCCAUCCAGGAAAUUCAUCUGGACAAAACCCUGGCUGGUCUCGACAUGGACAGAAAUCAGUUCAUCGACAUGUGUAUCCUUUUAGGAUGCGACUACGUUGAUCCAAUCCCCAAAGUUGGGCCCAAUACAGCAUUGAAACUCAUCCGAGAACAUGGCUCUUUGGAGAAGGUUGUGGAGUUUAUGGAAAAUGACCCCAAGAAGCGAUAUGCCAUUCCUGAAGAUUGGCCAUACAAGGAUGCCAGAGAACUCUUUCUCAACCCUGAUGUCCGAAGUGCAGAUCAUCCAGAAUGUGACUUCAAAUGGGAAGCACCAGAUGUGGAAGGUCUCGUCCAGUUCCUGGUUACUGAGAAGGGAUUCAGUGAGGACCGAGUACGGAGUGCAGCACAGAGGUUACAGAAGAAUGUCAAGACAGCCCAGCAGUCGAGACUGGAAGGAUUCUUCAAGACGGUGCCCAAGACGGAAGAGGAGAAGAAAGACCUGAAGCGGAAACACGAGGAGAAAUUGGCCGAGGCCAAGAAGAAAAAGAAGGUGGAUGCCAAAACAAAGAAGACGGAAAAGUCCAAAGCUCAUGCUUGA
This is a messenger RNA of Exophiala bonariae, 1197 nucleotides long. It is a transcript of the gene FEN1, whose product is annotated as Elongation of fatty acids protein 2. Gene Ontology annotation, molecular function: DNA binding; 5'-3' exonuclease activity; 5'-flap endonuclease activity. The coding region runs from base 1 to 1197 and encodes 398 amino acids. NCBI's taxonomy places the organism in Eukaryota, Fungi, Ascomycota, Eurotiomycetes, Chaetothyriales, Herpotrichiellaceae. The transcript is spliced from 5 exons. Gene Ontology annotation, cellular component: nucleus; cytoplasm. The record is from RefSeq and is a predicted model, not a curated record.